CGAAGAAUUUCGCUUGCUUCCAAGACGGCCGGCCGGCAUACAUGCCUUUACUGUCAGUGGUCGUGGAGAACGGCCACGAAGAAAAUGGUGUGCUCGGCCGUGCCAGUCCAAAAUCGUAUCUCAUGCCAAAGAACUUUCGGAUAAAAAGCGGCACAUUGUAAUUUGCCUUUACGGUCGUUAGAAUUCAUUCAUUUUGCUCUCCAUUUUGGAUUUAGACUUCCUGUGGCAGUCUACGGAUACCAUUUUCUCUCGUUUUCGUCCGACUUGCAAUUUUUAGUUCUAUUGGCAACAUGUCGGGCUUGAAGCACAGACUGUACACGCUUCUAUUUUGGACGGUACAAUCUAGCACGUUGAAGACUGUAGUGGAGGCACAAGGUUUUCGGCCGAUUUGUAAAUUACCAACCUUGGUGGUCCCUCUACAGUACAACUCCUUGUCAGAGCGGUACGAGGAAAUCAUAUCUGAAGAAUUUCCUGGGGCUAUUCCGGGUGAAACAAAUAAUGACGGAAGACGUCUAAAGAUUGAUUCCACACAGCAACAGCUUCAGGUUCGCGGUGUUGAUCCACUUGUUGCCACGUUCGAUACAGACAUGUGGGUCACCCGAGGUCAAGGUGUGGAAGCUCUGGCACUACGUGAUUUUCGGAGCAACAGUCAUCGGCUCCUCCAAGAAAACGAUACCUUGAAUAAAGCGAUGCCUCGCCUUUAUGUUCGCGAGUGCCGUUGUCGGGUGAUUCAACCUCAGAAAACUUUCUACUGCCCAUUAGAACUAACGCACUGCGCCUUGCCGCGGUGGAACAGUUCACUGGAAGUCAUUCCAACGUGCUUGUCUAAUCCCACCGAGCGGCGUGUACUCAAAAAUACGGGCAUGGUGAUAUUGGUUUGGUUCAGUAUCAUCACUUUUUGCAUUCUCUUUUCCGGACCUGGUCGAAGUUUAUUCGGUUUCUUUCUCUCGUUCUGCAUUCCCGGAUACAAUCAGCGUGUUGUGUCACGUAUGAUUCGCAAGAAUCCUGAGCGCGCUGAACGCUUUAUUCGCAAUAACAUCCGCGUUCGCCGAACACGACUGGAGCGUCGUCUACGUGAUGCCGCUCCGGAGCUGUUGCUCGAAAUGCAAGCGGCUGCAGCUGGAGUCAAUAACGAACGCUUGGCGACCAUGGUUGCUGCUCUUCAGCAGACGGAAGAUGUUGAGAAAGCAACCCGUCCGACUUCUCUUCAUUUAAAUACACACCUCUACCAAGUGAAAGGAACCCCAGAUCCAAGUACGGACGAAGAAGAAUUUGAGCACAAUUGCAUCAUUUGCUUUUCUCAUUUAACCGAAGGUGACCGCGUUGGUUUGUUGAAAUGCAACCACGUUUUCCACGCAGCCUGUCUCAAGUCCUGGCUCAAGAUGGGCCGUAACGUGUGCCCGCUUUGCCAAACUCCCAAUAUAGCGAUACCGCAGUACAGCAACGGUUCAACAAGAUUGGAUGCUGGUAAUCACAGCGACACACAGAGUGAAACAAUGCCGUCAUCAGCUUCUGGUAUAUCAGGGGAUGCGGACGAAGCAUAAUCAAAUCAUACUGGCACGAUACUUCAAGUGGGUUUCCAUAAAAAGAGCGAAUGCAGAGUGUUGGUCUCUUCUAAUUGUAAAAUUGCUGCGUUUUUGUCAUGGAUUGUUUGAACUUCCUGUUAGCGCUGACCGGCCUAAUUCUAUCUGACUUCCAAGUGAGCCAGGAAGGCUGAUCUUCUCUUCCAUUACAUUAGUAUAGUAGGACUAUAGUAGACAGCGCAAGAAAGGAAGCUCGUUUGUCUGUGUCAGUAUAUAUUUCAUCGAUCAUGACA
Messenger RNA from Phaeodactylum tricornutum CCAP 1055/1, 1816 nucleotides. RefSeq lists its product with no specific name. The transcript has a single exon. The coding region runs from base 291 to 1544 and encodes 417 amino acids. The record is from RefSeq and is a predicted model, not a curated record. Gene Ontology annotation, molecular function: zinc ion binding; ubiquitin protein ligase activity. Lineage: Eukaryota; Bacillariophyta; Bacillariophyceae; Surirellales; Neidiaceae.